Messenger RNA from Drepanopeziza brunnea f. sp. 'multigermtubi' MB_m1, 4674 nucleotides. Lineage: Eukaryota; Fungi; Ascomycota; Leotiomycetes; Helotiales; Drepanopezizaceae. The record is from RefSeq and is a predicted model, not a curated record.
AUGAAUAACGAGCCUCAUGGUCCACCAGGGGGCUUCGACCAAGACCGCCAUCCUCAGGAGCAGCGCAGAGUAGAUGCGAUGCGAGAAGAACAGCUGCAGCGGGAACGAGAACAUGAGCGCGAGCGUGAACGUGAACGCAAUGAUAGAGAUAGGCAGAUGCGAGAGCAGCAAUACCAACAGCCUCCACCACCCCACCAAGCCAAUACUGGUCCGAUAACCAUUCACCAACCCGUAGCAUCACGACUGCCAGGUGCCAUACACAGUCCUGGUGGUCUGCUCGCAAAUCAUGGUAGUGCGCCGCCGUCAGGUCCUCUCGGUGCGCCCAGCGGGCCUGGGAAUGCCUUCGGUGGACCUCUGCAUAGUGAAGCAAGUCGCCCCAUUCAACACAACCCUCAGCAGGCCACGAACCAGCUACAGCAACAGCAAGGCUUCGGACCUAGUAUACUGCAUCAUAACUCUGUUGGCGGACCUGGUGGAAAUGCUGGAUUCGGAGGACCGCUUGCAACCCAGCAGCAGCAGGUGCAACAACAGCAAGAAGCCGUCUCGAGGAUCGCGGGUAUUCCAUUUGGUGCGGCACCUAUCCCACAGGGCCAUGCAAUACCAGGUGGUGCUCCUCAAAUCGGCCAAGGCGGUCAACAACCUAUUCUCAAUGAUGCCUUGAGUUACUUGGACCAAGUAAAGGUUCAGUUUGCCGAUCAACCUGAUGUGUACAAUCGCUUCCUUGACAUCAUGAAAGACUUUAAAAGCCAAGCAAUCGAUACCCCUGGCGUGAUUAACCGUGUCUCUGAACUCUUCGCUGGCCAUCCCAAUUUGAUCCAAGGCUUCAACACCUUCCUUCCUCCAGGAUAUAGGAUAGAAUGCGGCGCAGGAAACGAUCCAAACACGAUAAGAGUCACCACUCCUAUGGGUACCACGGUCCAAUCCAUCACUGGAGCUGGUCGUGCUCUUCCUGAAUCUGUAAUGACCCAAGGCGGCCAAGGUAGUGGAGGAUAUUACAACCCACAGCGCACUGGUAAUUGGCAGCAACAGCAACAGCAGCCACAGCACAGUAUUGAGAGCCCCGAAGCCGUUUUCAGCCCUCAAACCCAGAACGCUGUGCCCAUGUAUAAUCAGACUCCAACACACAGCGCCUAUGACCAAGCGGCGGCGGCGGCGGCGCACCAGCAGCAACAAAGAGGCGUAUCUCAGUUGACAAAUGCUGUGGCCAGCACCUUGGGCCAGCCUCCAAGGAAUACGCAAACACCGACUCCCGGUGGUCAGCCAGGCAUGAACAAUGGUGCCCAGGCAGGGUUGGAAAAACGAGGUCCUGUCGAGUUCAAUCACGCUAUAAGCUAUGUGAACAAGAUUAAGAACCGAUUCCAAGACCGACCCGAAAUCUACAAGCAGUUUCUUGAAAUUCUGCAAACCUACCAGCGAGAAUCAAAGCCAAUUCAAGACGUGUAUGCCCAAGUCACGACUCUCUUCAACACAGCGCCGGACCUACUCGAAGACUUCAAGCAAUUCCUCCCUGAAUCUGCCGCGCAGGCCAAAGCCGCAGCAGCAGCCAAGGCCGCGGAGGAGGCUCAACAGAACCAGGCAACUCAAGCACAAGUACAAGCUACUCGCGGUGAAGGAAAGUUGCCUCCUUCAGGAACCUUCUCGGUGCCUACAAGCGCUGUCAAAGAUAGCAAUAAGAAGCAGGGGAUUAAGCGUAACGCGCAGCCCAGUGCUGCAGAGGGAUCAAAUCGAGGUGCGGGUCAAGGCAAUGCUAAGAGACAAAGAGUAACUCAAACCCAAAAGAGUGCGGCAGACGCGCCAGCAAUGUCUCCAACUCUAACCCCUCAAAUGCCCGAACCAAUGCCUCCUACCCUUACCUCCGGCGCGACGUCUGAGGAGCUCGCCUUCUUUGACCGCGUCAAGAAGUACAUCGGCAACAAGCAGAUCAUGAACGAAUUUCUUAAGCUCUGCAAUCUAUUCUCGCAAGACCUCAUCGACAAAAAUGUCCUCGUGCACAAAGUUAGCACAUUUAUCGGCGGUAACCCGGAUUUAAUGAAUUGGUUCCAGAACUUCGUCAAUUACGACGGCAACCAAGUUGUCAUUGAUAACCAGCCACAGGCACCUACCAAUAAGGUUGCAUUGACACCAUUUCCAACCAUGAGCCCUCUUCACAACCGAUUGUCUUACGUCCAAGCUGGAUGCUCUGAGAGCGCCUGCCCGAACCCAGCAGGGCCCAGUGGUACCAACUACGCCCGCGUUGGCCAUGGCCAACACGCAAAGCAUCAGCUGGAGUACGAGCUGGACUCUGUUGGGAAAAGUGCAUCAAAGCGCAGGAAGUUGUGCGCCAAAGAGAAGAUGGAGAGAGGAAGAGUCAGAGAAGAAGUCAAGGAAUGGACAAAAAUUGACAACCGUGAUCAGGAGCGCCUAAAGCCUUGCUCUGGCCGGGAUGAGAUGUGCCGAGAGGUGCUCAACGACGACUGGGCCUCGCAUCCAACAUGGGCUUCUGAGGAUUCUGGUUUCGUUGCCCACCGUAAAAAUGUCUACGAAGAGGGUCUCCACCGAAUUGAAGAAGAGCGGCACGACUAUGACUUCAACAUUGAGACAAACGCCAAAGUCAUUUCACUUCUCGAGCCCAUCGCCCAAACACUGACGAUCAUGGACCUCGAGUCGCGAGCAGAUUUCCGCAUGCCAAUCGGUCUCGGUGGUUUCAGUCAAGCUAUCUACAAGCGGGUUUUCAAGAAGAUCUAUGGUGAGCGAGGGCCUGAGGUUGUCGCGGAUCUGUUCAAGGACCCAUGCGCAGUGCUUCCAAUCGUGUUGGCGAGAUUGAAGCAAAAGGAUGAAGAGUGGCGUUUCACUCAGCGUGAGUGGGAGAAGGUAUGGGCCGCCCAAACCUCCAAUAUGUACUUGAAGAGUCUCGAUCACAUGGGUAUCCAAGCCAAGCAAGCAGACAAGAAAAAUUUUGCUGCAAAGCACCUCGUCGAUGUCAUCAAGACCAAGUAUGAAGAGCAGCGUCGUCAGCGAGCCACCACGGGAAAGAAAGCUACCUUCCAACUCUCCUUUCAAUUCAAGGACCGUGCAGUCGUUCUCGACGUUCUACGCAUCAUGCUCAUCUACACCGCCAAUGCAAGCCAGCACAACACCAACGAGCGUCUUCGCAUUCAGAACUUCUUCGAGACCUUCGUCCGCAUCUUCUUUGGUUUCUCAGAGGAUGAGAUUGCUCGCUGCAGUGCCGGUAUUGACCGAGGUACUCCAGAUGACGACUCCGAGGACAUUGCCCCGCUGGAGCUCACCAACGGCAGAGGUAGACGUCCAGGCAACGGCAAGAAAAACGACCUGCGGCGUGGCGUCCUCGACAAAGGCCGCAACGGGGUCCGGGGUCGGGGCCACAAGGAUGAUAGUGCUACCGGAAGCAAAGAGUCAACUCCUGACGUCGAUUCUGUCGCAGAGGAUGAUGCAGAGCAUGGAGAUGACUCUGCUAUCAACCGGGUCUCUGAGCAGCGCUGGAUGUCUUCGACACCAGGUGCGAUCGACAAGGUGGGCACUGGCGUGGAGUAUCCUCUUUAUGAUGCAGACCAACCCCGCAAACGCGUCUCGUACAGCCUAUACGCCAACCAGAAUAUCUUCUGCUUCUUUAGCAUCUUCCAGACCUUGUACCGCCGCCUGACAGAGAUCAAGGACUGCGAAAAGACUGCCUUCGAGGAAGGCAAAGUCACUGCCAAAGACAAGCCUGCUCGGCUGCUCGGCUUGAUCUCUGACGCUGACAACUUCCAUAUUUCGGCUGAGGAGGAUAGGGCUAAAAAUGGAAAGGACAGCAGCAUCUUCUACUACAAGAAGACCCUGGAACACGUCGCCGUGUUCAUUGAAGGCGAAAUGGACGAGAGUCAGUACCAGAACUGGCUCCGACGUUACUACCUGAAGAAGGGCUGGCAACUGUACACUGUCCAAGAUUUACUCAAGUCCAUCUGCAGAUUUGGUUCCGUCUGCUCAGGUUCUGAGAAUAAGGAGAAGACACCGGAUCUGAUUGAGCUUUUCUAUAGCGACAGACGUCUUGAGGAGACCACAUACAAGAACGAAAUCAACUUGCGAAAGCAAGCAGACAAAUUUGUCAAGGAACAAGAGCUUUUCUUGAUUAGCUGGGUCCCCAGUAAGAAGCCUGCAGAGAGCCUCGGACGAGCAGAUAUCAAGUGGGUCCAGAAGGACGAGACUACCUUGAACAUGAAUGAGAUGGAGCGUAAGGAGCGCUGGCAAUACUACGUAUCCUCCUACGUCCGUACCGAGCCCACCGAGGGUGUCAAUCGCCAGAGGCUGCAAAAAUCUGUUCUUCAGCGCAACACCCAGGCCACCGAUAACGAGACCAACAUGAAGCAGCCUCUCCGGUAUACCGAACAAUUGAACCUUCAUAUUGAUGUGAAAACUUUCAAGAUCAUCUACCGCCCCCCAGGAACCGAUUGCUUCAUCUACAGUGGUAAUCCUCUCACCACCGACCCCAAGACCAAGGAGAGUGCUGCUCGCGUGCGUCUCCAGAAGUUUGAAAAUAUCCGCAACGAGCGCUUCAGGGAAAAGUUCGAGAUGAACAAUAAUUGGAUGAAGGGUCUUGACCACGACGAGGUUGCUCGGGUCAACAGCAACUUUAAAAUGUGGACCGAGGAUGGAGUCUUCCCCAAUAAGGGCGGUGUUGUUGAUGUCUUGGUCGACUAG